AUAUUCACAUACGCAUCUCGAAAUCGGAUUUUAGUUUCAAUAAUGCGUUUGUCAGUGGCUUUACUUGUUGGCGCCUUGCUGAUCUGGAGCGUGUUCUGCGAACCUAAAGUAAUAUAUAAGACGACGAAUUUAGAAUGCUUCACCAUUCCAAUGCUCACUGGUAAUGCCUCGUGCAUCCUGAAGGCCAUAAACUGGAAUAUGGCCGUGGCCCAGAUGGAUGUGUAUUUUCUGCAGCCUGUGAACAAUAUGACGGUUCGUAUAAAAGUCUUUAAACGAGACUACAGCAAUAAGUAUCAUCCGUUUUUGGUGGAUGUUUUGGUUAAUCUAUGCGACAUUAUUGGCCGAAGAAAUCAUAGCCCUUAUGGAAAGUACAUGUGGAAUCUGCUCAAACGUUAUACCAACUUCAAUCACUCAUGCCCGUUUUUGGGCUACAUGUUUGCACGUGAUUUAUUCAUAGAUGAGAGUGUUGUGCCUAUUAAGCUGCCAUUGGGCUACUACCAAGUUUCAUUGACUUCGUUUGAAAACUACAGAGACAAGCCACCCCUAUGUCUGGGUACGAUCAAGUUCUAUGCCCAGUCCAUGAUUCCAGUGACGUCGAAACGAAAUAGAACCAAGCCAAUGAACAGAACCAAUAUCCAGGAUACGCUGCAAACCGCCAUUAUACCCGUACAAAUUGGGAAUUAAGUGAAAUAUGAAUUGAAUAUGUUGCAUGAGAAAACUUUUUUCGACUUCAUUUAAAUCGCUUUAUAAUGUUACCUGUGAAGACCUGUACGUAUAAUUGAAUGUAGAUAACAACUAAAUGUACAUUUAAAUAUCGUUUAAUUGCGAAAAGUAAAUUGCUUUUCAACUGGAAACCUAUAUUCACAUACG
This is a messenger RNA of Drosophila persimilis, 870 nucleotides long. RefSeq lists its product as uncharacterized. The transcript is spliced from 4 exons. The record is from RefSeq and is a predicted model, not a curated record. The coding region runs from base 43 to 684 and encodes 213 amino acids. NCBI's taxonomy places the organism in Eukaryota, Metazoa, Arthropoda, Insecta, Diptera, Drosophilidae.